GCCGCACGCGCGUUGCGCCUCCCGGGUUCAGUAUGUGGCGCGCACUCUUUCGGUUCUGUGUGCACCCUGCAAGGGACAGCAAGCUCUCAGGCCCUUGGGACAGGCCUGCCGCCUUCAUGUCCACUCUACUCAUCAAUCAGCCCCAGUAUUCCUGGCUGAAGGAGCUGGGGCUCCGCGAGGAGAACGAGGGCGUGUAUAAUGGAAGCUGGGGAGGCCGGGGAGAGGUUAUCACUACCUAUUGUCCUGCUAACAAUGAGCCAAUAGCAAGAGUCCGACAGGCCAGUGUGGCUGACUAUGAGGAAUCUGUAAAGAAAGCAAGAGAAGCAUGGAGAAUCUGGGCAGAAAUUCCUGCUCCAAAGCGAGGAGAAGUAGUGAGACAGAUUGGUGAUGCCUUGCGGGAGAAGAUCCAAGUACUGGGAAGCUUGGUGUCUUUGGAGAUGGGAAAAAUCUUAGUGGAAGGUGUGGGAGAAGUUCAAGAGUAUGUGGAUAUUUGCGAUUAUGCUGUUGGCUUAUCACGGAUGAUCGGGGGACCCAUUCUGCCUUCUGAAAUUGCUUUUUUUUUUUUUACUCUCUCAAGGAAAGGAGCUCCAACAACUUCUCUCAUUAGUGUUGCUGUCACAAAGAUAAUAGCCAAGGUUUUGGAGGACAACAAGCUGCCUGGUGCUAUUUGUUCCUUGACUUGUGGUGGAGCAGAUAUUGGCACAGCAAUGGCCAAAGAUGAACGGGUGAACCUGCUGUCCUUUACUGGGAGCACUCAGGUGGGAAAACAGGUGGCCCUUAUGGUGCAGGAGAGAUUUGGGAGAAGUUUGUUAGAACUUGGAGGAAACAAUGCCAUUAUUGCUUUUGAGGAUGCGGACCUCAGCUUGGUUGUUCCAUCAGCUCUCUUUGCUGCCGUGGGGACAGCUGGCCAGAGGUGUACCACUGCGAGGCGCCUGUUUUUACAUGAAAGUGUACAUGAUGAAGUUGUAAAUAGACUUAAAAAGGCCUAUGCACAGAUCCGGGUCGGGAACCCAUGGGACUCUAAUGUUCUCUAUGGACCACUCCACACCAAACAGGCAGUGAACAUGUUUCUUGGAGCAGUGGAGGCAGCAAAGAAGGAAGGCGGCACAGUGGUCUAUGGUGGCAAGGUUAUGGAUCGCCCUGGAAAUUAUGUAGAACCAACAAUCGUGACAGGUCUUGCCCAUGACGCAUCCAUUGCACACACAGAGACUUUUGCUCCGAUCCUUUAUGUCUUUAAAUUCAAGAAUGAAGAUGAGGUCUUUGCAUGGAACAACGAAGUAAAACAGGGACUUUCAAGUAGCAUCUUUACCAAGGAUUUGGGCAGAAUCUUCCGCUGGCUUGGACCAAAAGGAUCAGACUGUGGCAUUGUAAACGUCAAUAUUCCAACAAGUGGGGCUGAGAUCGGAGGUGCUUUCGGAGGAGAAAAGCACACUGGUGGUGGCAGGGAGUCUGGUAGUGAUGCCUGGAAACAGUACAUGAGAAGAUCUACGUGCACCAUCAACUACAGUAAGGACCUUCCUCUGGCCCAGGGAAUCAAGUUUCAGUAAAGGUGCUUUACAUUGACAUUAUUUCAAGUCGUUUAGGUGUUUUUACAUUCUUUCUUCUGAAGAAGACAAAGAAAAUUAAGAUUGGCCCUGAAUAAAUACAUCAUUUUGAAUAUGACAGUAGCUAAUCCCUUAUGCCUCCAAGGUCCUGACUAAAUCAAGAGACUCCUUUUUUAAAAAUAAAAUUGUCACGACAUAGUCAUGUUUAGUAAAAGAUAGAAUACAUGGAUUUUUACGUUACUAAUAGUUACUGAUGUUUUAGAAGUUUAUAAUUAUUUUAUGAUUUAGAAGAAAUAAUACAUACCAUGGUAGGAAUUUGGAAAUACACAGAACAUAAUAGAGAAGAGAGUAGAAAUCUUCUCAGUAGAUGCAGAAACGUCUCCUGAGCCAGUAAAGAAUUCGCUGGCGAGUGUUGAUUCACAUUACCCUCCUCUAGCCUGUGUUGGAAAGCGUGUGAUUGAAAGGGACUGUUUCCCUUAUGUAUAGGGGACCACAGCACAAUAUCCCUAUGGAAUGACUUGCUCUGUUUAAAAUGACGAAGUGCAUUCAUCACCAUUACAACUUCUCUUACUCAUGAUGGCGUGUGUCACCACAGAAGAAAUUUGUGGGGAGGACAUAGAUAUCACUCAUGCCCUAGAAGCUGCACCUGCCGAGGUCUCUGCCUGUGCAGAAUUCUACAGAAAGUGUAUCUGGAUUUCCUAUGCAGCGGUAGGCCAGUUUCUUUAGCUGUUAGGCUUCCGUGGUUGCCCUUAAAUUUAUGUAACCACAGUGUGCGUGGCAGCAUGUGGCAGAGUGAAUUGGGCUAAGUCCACUUUCUCUUUGCUGAGCGUCUGCUUCCUUCUCUUGAGAAGCUGCCUGGAAGCUCUUGGAGUGGUUCAGCCCAGGGCCCCUGUGGAGCUCACACUGGCUCUUGCACUUCUGUCUUCCUGGAAGUCUGCACUCCUCCAGCAGGUUGCAGCCGCCACUCCACUACUUCUGCCAGAUUGGUCUGGGGCAGAAGCCUUUGAAGACAAUGUUUAUGGAUGACCUGAUGUAUCAGGGUGUAUGGAGACAUUUGCACAACUGGCAAGGAGUUUGGGGUUGUUAUGUCAGAGAAGCAAGCAAAUGAAAAAACUAAGCAGUUAUAAAUUUAUCAGGAAUGGAAAGGCAUUUGAAUACAUUCCGUGGCCCAGCUGUGACUAGUGCUCACUGAGGUGUGCUGUUGUCAACCUUGAAUAUUAAGCCAGGUGCUGAUGAUACACCUUUUGAGAGUGUGUUGGCAGGAAAAAGUCAAGGGUUGAGAGUAGGUUCGAAAGGUGGACAAUUCUUCAUGUUUUGUGAUGGAAAAUCAAUAAUACCUAAAAUUACAAAAGUUAAAAUAGCAACAUAGGCUUAUAAAGAUAGGGAGGUAAAUUCUGAAAGAAUCAUUGCUUCGGGGGAGGACAAAUGGGGCGUGGGGCAUGGAGACAGGAUGGAUUGCUAUUUUUCAUAACUAGUUUUAUAGAGCUGUUUGAAAUUAUAAAUUACAUUUACAGUUUCUCUCCGAUUAGGUAUUUGAGGAGGCCCUCCAUCCUCCUAUGUAUCUGCUAAAGCCAUGACAUUGUGGUCAAUUUGGAAUAAUAAUAUCCAGUAUACUGGUGAGAAGGGGUGACUGCAACUCUCAUCUUAGGUAUAGAAAUCGAGUUAAACUGAUUCUGAAAGCUUUCUUUAAAACGACUUCAUAAUUUUUCUACAUAUUUCUAGCAACAUUUUUGUCAUAACGAUUAUUAAAAAAUUUUGUCUUUAAA
Messenger RNA from Pteropus alecto (black flying fox), 3310 nucleotides. It is a transcript of the gene ALDH7A1, whose product is annotated as aldehyde dehydrogenase 7 family member A1. The record is from RefSeq and is a predicted model, not a curated record. Gene Ontology annotation, molecular function: aldehyde dehydrogenase (NAD+) activity. The transcript has 17 exons. Lineage: Eukaryota; Metazoa; Chordata; Mammalia; Chiroptera; Pteropodidae. Bases 33 to 1547 code for a protein of 504 amino acids.